Molecule: messenger RNA, 435 nt
Organism: Microthlaspi erraticum
Lineage: Eukaryota; Viridiplantae; Streptophyta; Magnoliopsida; Brassicales; Brassicaceae
Source: the annotation of a GenBank genome assembly
AUGGGAACACUACAUCCUUUAGUCAAAAUUCGCCCCACCAUAAUUGCAAAAUUUGUUGAUCUGAGAAGAAGAAUCCAACGCCGAUUUCAACAUCGGCGGCAGAUCGACCUCCUCCUCCUCCGUCUCCGUCUCCGUCUCCGUCUCCGCAUUCGAGAAAUGGCAACUGGUGGGAAAGUCUCGUUCAAGGUCACUCUGACCUCUGAUCCUAAGCUACCUUUCAAAGUUUUCAGCGUGCCUGAAGGAGCUCCGUUCACGGCGGUUCUGAAAUUCGCAGCCGAGGAGUUCAAGGUGCCUCCCCAGACAAGCGCCAUCAUCACUAAUGAUGGGAUCGGCAUCAAUCCCCAACAGUCUGCAGGAAACGUGUUCCUCAAGCAUGGAUCUGAACUAAGACUAAUCCCGCGUGACAGAGUUGGAGCCGCCUUUGUGUCGAUAUGA